GGGGGAACUGUCAACUCGCACCAGGAUGAGAAUCUGUACACUCGGGGUGGCCCCAUGGGGCAUGGUGGACAACAGGGAGGACCUCAUCAGCCCUGACGAUAUAAAGCAGUAUCACACCAUGGUGGACCCGCUCAGUAAGGGUGCCAUCCUGAACAGUUAUCACACACACUUCCUGCUGGUGGAUAACGGCUCGGUCGGCAGGUACGGAGCAGAGAAGGACCUCAGGAAACACCUGGAGAGGCACAUCUCUCAGCAGAGGAUAUCCAUCAGACAUACGAAGGGAGUACCAGUGGUGUGUGUGGUAGUGGAGGGAGGUCCUAACGUGAUCCACACGGUGUGUGAGUACACCAAGGAGGUUCCGCCCGUCCCUGUGGUAGUUUUGGACGGCAGCGGCCGGGCAGCCGACCUCCUGGCCUUCACACACAAAUAUGCCAAGGAAAACGGAACCAUGGUGAGCGCUCUGCGGGACCAGCUCCUGGCCACUAUCGAGACCAUCUUCAGCUACUCCCACGAGCAGGCACAGCAUCUCUUCAUCGUCCUCAUGGAGUGUGUCAAGAAAAAGGAACUGAUCACAGUGUUCCGGCUAGAUGACCAGAAGGAGUGUCAGGACAUUGACUUGGCCAUUCUGACUGCUCUGCUGAAAGGCCAGCGGCUGUCAGCUCCAGAACAGCUGAACUUGGCCCUGACCUGGGACAGAGUCGACAUCGCGCGCAGCCAGAUAUUUGUCUACGGACAGAAAUGGCCGCCUCACAAGAAGGUUGGUUCCCUGGAGCAGGCCAUGAUGGAUGCACUGGUGAAUGACAGGGUGGAUUUCGUGCAGCUUCUGUUGGAGAACGGAGUCAGCAUGCAGAAGUUCCUCACUAUAGCCAGGCUGGAGGAACUAUACAACACUAAACAAGGUCCAAGCAAUACACUACACUACCUUGUUAGGGAUGUGAAAAAGAACAUGACGAGUAACUCCAGGUACAACCUUAUCGACAUCGGGCUGGUGAUAGAGAAGCUGAUGGGUGGAGCCUACCGCUGUGCCUACACACGCAAGAAGUUCAGACUGCACUAUGCACAGACCACUCAGAAGAAGUCGUUCCAACCCCUUUCCCACUUCUAUCAGUUUUCUCAUAAGUACCUGAGCCGAGCGAUUUCCUCUGAGCUGACCAGCGUGAAGAUCGAGCACGACGCGGUCCCGCCCAAGCCCACCUUCCAGUACCCGUUCCACGAACUGUUCGGCUGGGCCGUCCUCAUGAAGAGGCAGAAGAUGGCCCUCUUCUUCUGGAAGCAGGGAGAGGAAGCACUAGCAAAGGCACUGUGUGCCAGUAAGUUGUACAAAGCCAUGGCGUAUGAAGCAGCCGAGGAUGACCUUGACCCUGACAUCUCGGAGGAACUACGACAGAACUCCAAGAAGUUCCAAAACUUGGCCUUACAACUGCUGGAUCACUGCUACCGCCAAGACGACACCAAAGCUAUGCAGUUGCUGACCUACGAGCUGAAGUACUGGAGCAAGCAGACGUGCCUGAGCUUGGCUGUGGCGGCGAACCAUCGGGAGUUCAUCGCACACACCUGCUGCCAGGUGCUGCUCAGCGACAUGUGGAUGGGAGGCCUGCAGAUGAGGAAGAGCAGUGGCCUGAAGGUACUGCUCAGCAACAUGUGGAUGGGCGGCCUGCAGAUGAGGAAGAGCAGCGGCCUUAAGGUCAUAAUGGGUAUCCUGUGCCCGCCAACCAUCCUGACCCUGGAGUUCAAAUCGCGGGAAGAGUUACAGCUCAUGCCUCAGACCAUCGAGGAACACAUCCUGGACCUGCAGGAGGAUUCUGUCUCAGUGUUUGACAGCGACAACGACAGCGAAGACUCCAACAUGGCUGAUAGUCUUAGUUCUGACGACCUUCUACCCCCGUCCAAUGGUCCCCAAACAAAGAAUGCAGAUGACACGAUAGACCUGGCCAACAUCUCGGCGGCUGCCCAGAGGAAGAUGGGAAUCGAUGAGGAAAUCCUUGCAGUGCUGAACGCGCCGGUCGUGGAGACCAAGAAGAGCUCUCUCAGGCUCGGCAAGAAGAUCUACGAGUUCUACAAUGCUCCAAUCACCAAGUUCUGGGUCCACACCAUGGCGUAUGUUGUGUUCCUGAUGCUGUUUAACUACGUUGUGCUGGAGAGAACCGAGCCAUUCCCGGGCUGGGAGGAGUGGUACAUCAUCGCCUACAUCGUCACACUGGCUGUGGAGAAAGUCAGGGAGAUCCUUGUGUCUGAGCCCAGUAAGCUGACCCAGAAGUUCUGGGUUUGGUGGGACGACAACUGGAACCGCUGUGACACCAUCGCUAUCCUCGCUUUCCUCGUGGGCGUGGGGCUCAGGUUCCAUGAGCCGACCAUCCCGUAUGGUCGUGUUCUCUACUGUGUGGACAUCAUCUUCUGGUACAUCCGACUGCUGGACAUACUCUCUGUCAACAAGUACCUCGGUCCCUAUGUCAUGAUGAUAGGCAAAAUGAUGGUGGACAUGCUGUAUUUCGUCAUCAUCAUGCUGAUUGUGCUGAUGAGUUUCGGAGUCGCCCGACAAGCCAUCCGCAACCCCAACGAGGACCCCUCAUGGAUCAGUGCCAAAAACAUCUUCCUGGAGCCAUACUUCAUGCUGUAUGGGGAGGUCUACGCUGGGUCUAUAGAUCCGCCGUGUGGACUGAAGAACGAGGACGGCAGCCCGCAGACAGACAGGGACGGUAACCCGAUACCUGACUGCAUCCCCGGAGCCUGGAUAACUCCCGCCAUCAUGACUCUGUACCUCCUGGUGGCCAACAUUCUUCUCAUCAACCUUCUCAUCGCUGUCUUCAACAACACGUUCUCUCAGAUCAAGGCUAUCUCCAACCAGGUGUGGAAGUUCCAGCGUUUCCACCUGAUCAUGGAGUACGAACAGCGGCCGAUGCUGCCCAUGCCCCUCACCAUCCUCUACCACAUCUACAUGCUGCUGAAGUACCUGGUCUGCGUGUGCUCAAGGUGCAGGCACAACAACCUCUACAGCGACAAGGGACUCAAGCUGUUCCUGUCAGAUGAUGAUGUGGAGAGACUUCACGACUAUGAGGAGGAGUGUGUGGAGGAAUACUUCAGGGAGAAGGAAGACGCCUACGGGUCAUCGACCAAUGAAAGGAUCAGGAUAACACAGGACACAGUGGAGCACAUGUCAAUGCGUGUGGAUGAGGUCCAUGAGAAGGAGGGUGCGGUGAAGGUCUCCCUGACAUCGCUGGAACAGCGGUUGGCCCGGCUGGAGAACGCCUCGGCCGUAACCACGACAACGCUGCAGCGGCUGGAGAUGUACCUCUCGCGCCUGGACAGCCAAGCCUCCAGCCUGGCCAGCAUCAAGGCAUCGGCUAUAGGCCUGGUGGGGUCAUCGCCCGGGUCUCCGGAGAAGGGCGCUGGAUUCUACGCCUACGUCAACACCAGUGAGGAAAACCUCAAACGACAGGAAGAGUCUCGGGAGAAGAGCUGGAAGAGGUCGGGAUCGGUGUCGGGCAUCGAGAGGCUGGCUGUGGGACAGUCUGGGCUGGGCAGCCCUCCAGCCGUGCGCAGGAGACCUGUACAGAAGAUGGCGUCAGACUCCAUCACUCUAACAUGCAGACCUGCAGUACCAACUGCAGAAGACAGGGGGAGCUCCAGAGAUGUGGUGCCAAAGUUCUACAUCGGUGGUUCCCUGAGCGAUGAUGAUGAUGAUGCACAGACCCCCUCCUCGCAGGCGGCCCUGCUUCCCUCCCAGCGGCUGAGGCACGAGUCGAGCGACGUUUCGACGGACGACGGCUCGACGCUCUCGUCCCGGUUCCACCGUCAGAAGUCCAUCAGCACGGAGGACAUCGCCCGCUGCUCACCGCGCCGUGCCAAGCCCGCCUUCCACCCAGACGACCCCAUCAUCCCGUCCAUCGUUGCCAACACAAGGCCGGCCCAGGGGCAGUACACCAGCAUCACUGACUCCAUCGACACCACGUGUCUGUCUGACCACUCCAACCACUCCCAGUCCCCCCUCUCACCCAUCGAGCUGCCAAGAUUCCCCAAGGACUUCAAGUUCGACAUGGCCAGGUACAGCGCAGAGAACCACGCGGACGGUGAGGACACCCAGACCACGGCCAUCCGGCACGCAGAGGAGAGCGACAUCGAACUGAGCGAGCUGGCCAACCGCACCUGGAAGCUGUCCAACAACGCCACCCCUCGGCUCAAGAACAAUAAUAUUUAUCAGUGGCUGAGAUGUUCCAAACCUGCAGCGAUGCUGGCGACAGUUGUGCUGUCUGCUGUUCUCCUGCACCUGACCCGUCACCAUCCAGCUGCCCAGGCCUGCCCCGCGCCCUGCCGAUGCCUGGAGGACACCGCCGCCGUCCACUGCGAGGCGAAGAGCCUGACGAGAGUCCCUCACUCCAUCCCCUUCAGCACGAGAAAACUGUUCCUGGACUCCAACAAGAUAUCCGAGGUUACUAGCGGAGAUUUCCUGCCUCUGGGCAGCCUGACGCAGCUAUAUUUCACUGCUAACCACAUCACACGGAUCGCGUACGGAGCUUUCAGCCCUCUUUCUCUUCUGACGUAUCUCGACGUGCAAAACAACCGCAUGUCUGUCAUUCGCUCCGGCAUGUUCGCUGGACUAAAGUCGCUGAAGCGGCUGAUUCUGUCGUCCAACAUGAUCCGUAACAUCGACGACGGAGCCUUCAACGAUCUGUCCAGCAUUGAGAACCUGGAUCUGUCCGACAACGACAUGGUCGUGGUCAACUCGGGCAUGUUCGUGGGGCUCCACAACCUGGAGAACCUCGACAUGAGCUACAACAACAUCAGCAUCAUCAGGAGCAACUCCUUUCGCCACCUGGUGAAGUUAUCCUUUCUGAAUCUCAACAACAACCGCUUGACUAACAUCAAGCCGAAGACUUUCGUUGGGUUAGAGGUUCUGGAUAACCUGCGAUUAGAGCAGAACAGCAUCGUCAAGAUCACAAACGGAGCCUUCCGGCCGCUGGAGAAGCUUUCCACGCUCAGUCUGCGAAGCAAUCGGCUAAAAAUCAUCACAACCGGCAUGCUGGAGGGUUUGGAAAACCUGAAACAGCUGGAACUCUUCAUCAACAGGAUCGGCAGGAUAGAAGACGGCGCGUUCCGCCAUCUUGUCAACCUGCGGAUUCUGUGGCUGGACUGGAACAAGUUGUCGGAAGUGUCGCCGCAGACCUUCUCCGGUCUGACCAGGCUGGACUCCCUGACGCUGAACAACAACAACCUGUCGCGGAUCCACCCCGGUCUGUUCCAGGCGCUCCCCGGCCUGACGAAAGUCCGCCUGACUUCCAACCCUUGGAACUGUAACUGCGGCCUAGUGGAGCUCUGGAGCUGGAUGCAGGACACAAAUGUGACCUACAGAACACCGAGAUGCGCCUCUCCUCCGGCCCUCAAACACUUCCCCAUAGUGAACGUCAGUCUGUCCGAGUUUAACUGUGUCCCUACGGAGGAGCCUGGCACCACAGUCAGCUACACCGACACGGACUCCAACAGCGGGAACUUUGUGGUUGAGUCUGGUGGAGACUAA
Messenger RNA from Branchiostoma belcheri (Belcher's lancelet), 5512 nucleotides. Its product is annotated as transient receptor potential cation channel subfamily M member 1-like. The record is from RefSeq and is a predicted model, not a curated record. Gene Ontology annotation, biological process: monoatomic cation transmembrane transport; protein tetramerization. Gene Ontology annotation, cellular component: membrane. Gene Ontology annotation, molecular function: protein binding; monoatomic cation channel activity. The transcript is spliced from 36 exons. Lineage: Eukaryota; Metazoa; Chordata; Leptocardii; Amphioxiformes; Branchiostomatidae. The coding region runs from base 26 to 5512 and encodes 1828 amino acids.